CAGACUGCAGGAAACCCGCUGUGCCAUGAGAGGGCUUCCUGGAAAACGAAACUAAUACCUGCAUCAGUUGUCUUCGCCCCUCAUCAGACCGCAGAUGUAGAUCUUUAACACAAUUUCUUUCCUAUAUUGACAACUUUAUAUCCGUUAAGAUUUAGCCGUUUAAAAGCGUUAUUCCACUAGCUAGCUUUAGCAGCUAACCGCUAGCAUGGAAGGAAGCAUGAAGAGCAAUGAGGAAAAGGGAGCCGAGAAACUAAUGGAUGAUUAUCUGAAGUCUGUGGGUCUGCAUCGGAAGAAGAUUGCUAAGGACGGGUCGUGUUUGUUUCGGGCUGUCGCUGAGCAGGUGCUUCAUUCCCAAAAUCUUCACACUAAAGUCCGGCUGAAGUGUGUGGACUUCCUGAAGGAGAACAGAGAGAGCUACGAGGCGUUCAUUGAAGGUGACUUUGAGGAAUACCUCUUCAAGCUCCAGGACCCGCAGCAAUGGGUGGGAGAGGUGGAGAUCAACGCUCUGGCCGUCAUGUACAAGAGAGACUUUCUGAUCUUCCAGGAGCCGGGCAAACAGGCGGUCAACAUCACAGACAAAAACUUCAAGGACAAGGUGCGGUUGUGUUUUCUGAACGGGAAUCACUACGACAGUGUGUAUCCCAUCACACACAUCAAGGACGCCGCUCUCUGCCAGUCGAUCCUGUACGAGCUGCUGUACGACAACGUGUUUAAGGUGGACCGCGGUUCUCUGGGAACUUGUCAUCGCGCCGGCAGACCCGGCGACCUGCUGAGCGACGACAUCAUGAACGCCUGCGCCAGCAGCGACGAGUCAGACCUGGACCCCGGAGAGACGCUCUGGGUAGAAAAUGGAGCGAGUACGACGGCUCCUAGACACAGGGGCCGUGGGCGAGGCCGCCAACUGCUGCCUGAGCGCGUGAGGCGUUCACUGAACCCGACUCUGUUCAGGAAUGUAGAGUACGACAUCUGGCACAAGACCAAGAGAGCCCAACAGAAGAGGGAUUACUGCAUCGCUGCUGGGAUGCAGUUCACUACAGGAGACCGCUGCCAGGUUCGUCUGGAGGCAGGUGGGCGGAGCUACAACGCCACCAUUAAGGAAGUUCCUCCCAGCAACGGCCCGGUGACGGUUCACAUCGAAGAGCUGGGAACCCGGAGACAGGUUAAUCUUUGGUCUCUGCGCCCCUACGAGGAGAACAGCUGGAGCACCGUGGGGAACCGAGACAAGAGGCUGAGCAACGGACAUGGAGAUUGGGAAGAGCGGGGGAAAGGCAGAGGGAGGGGGAAGCAUCUCCCAGCAUCCUCCUCCUCCUCCUCCUCUUCUCCUGUUGCCCAGACGAUGGCGCCGGGCUCCAGCGUGCGAGUCCUAAAGCAAAACUCCUGGCCCCCGCAGGCCACCGUAGAGGAGCCGGGAAACAAGGCUACAAGGAAGUCGGUGGGCUCGAUGGAGGCGCCGUUCGGUCUGACGGAGACGCAGCGGUUGGCCCGAGAGGAAGAGGAGAGGAACGUGGCGCUGGUGGAGAUCCAGCUGAGAGACGAGCACAGCUUCCCCGCCCUGGGGGCUCAGGCCGGGGCGUCGGCUGAUGGAGGGAGGAAGAAGGGAGUGGAGAGGAAGAGGUAUCAGAGGAACAAGACGGCGAGUCCUGUUGAAGACGUCGCUGGAGAUCGUCCCAAAUCCUCCACCCCCCCUCUAGCAUCCCCUCCCACUACUACAAAUACUACUACUUCAAAUACUACUUCAAACCCUGACCCUACCCCCCCCGCCUGGCUGGGCUCCAUCAAGGCUUCGACGCCCAAUUUAAAGAUGGCCUCCGCUGCAGCUCCACCCUCUACCUGUGCUCCCCGGACUGAGAAAACAAACUCCCCCAUUCCUCCCUUCAUCCCCUCCUCCGCCACCCUCUUCCUCCCCCCUGCUCUCCCUGCUGCCUCACCCCCGACUCCCCCCAUCGUCUCCUCCCCGCCUAAAUCCUCCUCCCCUGCUUUAGCUCUUCCCACCUUCAUCGCUCCCAUUGCUCCCUCCCCCUCUGCUCAGGGUUUCCUCCCCCGUCCCUCCCCUCCUGUCUCCUCGCUCCCCCAUCAGGCGGCUCCUGAUGCUCCAGCCGCUUCAGCACAAAAUUCUCUUCCAAAUCUCGGAGGGCUCUUGAACGCCUCACAGAUCCUCCAGCCCCCCCCUCAGCCACCUCUCGCCCAAGCCCAGACCUCUCUCUCCCAAAACUCCCCCAUCAUGAUGCCCCAGCUUCAGCCCUCCCCCUGUCUCCCCCCUCUCCUCUCUCACCCUGAAGUCCCCUCCCUCCCUCAGACCCAACCCUCCGUCUCCCCCUUCCAGGACCUCCCCCAGUCCGAUCUCCCCCAGGCCCCUCACCCCUCCCAGCUCUCCCAUCCCUCCCUCUCUCUCUCCACCUCCCAGAAUCAAACCCAUCCCUCUCACCUUGCUCUCCCUUCUCCUCACCCCCCCACCCAACCUCCCUCAGAGUCUCCUGCUCAUGAUACCUCCCACCCUCCUCACCUUCCUCACCCCACUCAUUACUCCCAGUCUGCACCUCCUCACUCCCCCACCCACUCUCACUCAGAGUCUCCUGCUCAUGCGGUCUCUCUCCCUCCUCAUCCCUCCCAUUACUCCCAGUCUACACCUCCUCACCCCCCUACCCACCCUCACCCUGAGUCUCCUGCCUCUCACUUUCCUCACCCCUCCCAUUACAUCCAGUCUGCACCUCCUUAUCCCCCCACCCAGUCUCACUCAGACUCUCACCCCUCUCCUCACCCACAGCCUUCCGUCCCUGCCACCCAGACCCACUCUCCGGCUCCCACCCAGACCCACUCUCCGGCUCCCUCUCCUCGCCUAUAUCCUCCUUACCCCCCCACCCAGUCUCACCCGGGCUCCUCUGCUCAUGCUCCCCCUCCCCCCCACCCCCAGUCUCUCGGGGGAGGCGUCCCCAUGCAGUACUCCCAGAUCUACGAUGACCCCCUGUACCCCGGCUUUCCCGAGGGGGAGACGGGAGAGCCGGCUCCGAUUCCCUCCCUCUCCUCCAGCCGGUCGGGGGAGGACCUGCCAAAAGAUAUCAACAUCCUGAAGUUCUUCUUCAACCUGGGCGUCAAGGCCUACACCCUGCCCAUUUGGCCCCCCUACGUGUACCUGCUCCCCCUGCAGCAGACCCACCACCUUAACCCCAGACCUCCCUCCUGCUCCCCCUCUCCUCCCCCCCAGUACCCCCCAUCCAGACCCCAGGAAACGUACCCUCCUCAGCUUCCCUAUCCUCCCGCCUCGGCCUCCAUGCCCCCCCAGUACGAGCAGCACUGGCAACAGCAGCAGCAGAUGCCCCCCCUACCCAGAAAUCCCAGCUAUGCGCACGGGUAUCCUGCCCAAAGCACACCCUUUCGGGGUCAGGGCUACCCCCAGCCCUACCCUUCGUACCCCCUCUCCUCACAAGGGUAUCAGACCCCCUCCCCGGAGGACUUCCAGGGGGUUGCGGAGCAGCGUCAACCCACAAACAGAGACCCGAUCCAGGGACAAGGGCUGAGCCGGGUCCCUGCUCCUCUGGAGGGUCCCGCUGCUGCUAACGUGGCUAAUGCUAACCCCAGCUUACAGGUGGUGGUUCCUGGAUACGGCCAUAAGAAGGAUCGAGGGGACAGUCUGCAGCGAGCCGUGCUACUGGUGGACCCCCCCCUCAACAACACACCCAUCAUCAAGCUGCUCUCAAACCCCGACAUCAGCGACGUCUCCAGGAACUCCCCCGGCUCUCCGUCCCAUUAUGACAUCGUCUCCAAAGCGACCGUCUCCGGGGACAACGGCAAUCUCUACCGCGGCAACAGGAGCUACUACCCCAUGGAGCCCGGGCCACAAGUGGGGGCCGGGGGGUACCUCACCCCCACCGCAAUGGUGGAGUCUCUGUCGGUGGGCUGCAGCACCGAGGACAGCUGGAAGGAGGUGGGGGGGGGAUUCAAACCCCAGACCCUGAGCCACCGGGGGCGAGGGAGGCAGCCCAGAGGGGGGAGAGGGAGGGGAGGCCACGAUUCAGGGAGGGGGGGGCAAAGACGGCGGCAAGCAGGUGUUGGGGGGGCGGGGUUUGACUAUGUUCAGUUUAGCCCCUCCCACAGGGGGCGGGGCCGGGAGGGAGGAUAUGAAUUCUCAGCCAAUCAGAGGACAGGACAGUAGUUCUCAGCCAAUCAGAGGACAGGACUGUCUUUUCUUCUUUUCAGAGCCAUGCUAGCUGUUUGUCUUUGUGCUAAGCUAAGCUAGUGAAGGAGGUGUGUCGGGGGUGGGGUUUGACUAUGUUCAGUAUAGACAGAACUCUGGAUUGUUUUUUUCUUCUUCUUUUCAUGCUAGCUGUCUCCAGUCUUUGUGCUAAGCUAACUCCUCGUUACAGACUUCAGAGCUUUAUCUUUCUACAGACUGGAAGAUACUGAUCGCUGUCUGUAUAGUGCCUCGUUCAGCUUAAAAAAAAAAAGGAUGUAAGACACUUAGCAAAAAGCAUAAACCGAGUUUCUGCUCAAAGCAAAGAGUCACCUCAUCCAAUCAGGACUCUGGUUGAGUCAGAGAAAUACGAGCUCUGUGGAUUUUCUUUCAGUGUUUUUUUUAAUCGUCUCGUUGAUGGUGUGUUUGUCUUGUUUUUGUUCAUUCACCGGGUUUACUUUUCUGUGUCAACUCUCACUAGAGAUUUAGUGCCUUAUAUUUGCUGCGUUUUAUCCUCUUCUUUCAGUUUCUGUUUUCUGUGCUGGAUUUUUCUAUGUGAUUAAAUAAAUGAUUAAACCUUU
This is a messenger RNA of Eleginops maclovinus (Patagonian blennie), 4749 nucleotides long. RefSeq names its product OTU deubiquitinase 4 (gene otud4). Lineage: Eukaryota; Metazoa; Chordata; Actinopteri; Perciformes; Eleginopidae. Bases 206 to 4150 code for a protein of 1314 amino acids. The transcript has 21 exons. Gene Ontology annotation, molecular function: K63-linked deubiquitinase activity; cysteine-type deubiquitinase activity. The record is from RefSeq and is a predicted model, not a curated record. Gene Ontology annotation, biological process: negative regulation of toll-like receptor signaling pathway; regulation of protein K48-linked deubiquitination; protein deubiquitination.